Menidia menidia (Atlantic silverside) is the source of this 1644-nucleotide messenger RNA. NCBI's taxonomy places the organism in Eukaryota, Metazoa, Chordata, Actinopteri, Atheriniformes, Atherinopsidae. The record is from the annotation of a GenBank genome assembly.
AUGCGCAGGAUACGGGCCAACGCCAUCGCGAUCCUCACCGUCGCCUGGAUCCUGGGGACCUUCUACUACCUGUGGCAGGACAGCAAGCCCCAGUCCGCGCCGGCCUCCUCUGCCUCGCUGACGCGCGCACGGGGCCGCGGGCAGAAGCAGCCGGCGGCGGCCCCCGGCCGGCUGGAGAUGCGCCGGGACGACAGGACCAUCCCGCUGAUCCGAACAUGUCGCAAGCAAUCUGACCAUCGGCGCCUCAUCUCGCCGAUCCGUCUCACAACACUAGCGCUGGCAUGUGACCUUAGAAAGCAAAGCCUGCGUGUCGUUUCGAGGUGUGCAACUCUGAAUUAUGAUGCCGAUCUUCCCGCCACAAGCAUCAUCAUCACAUUUCACAAUGAGGCCCGCUCGACCCUCCUUCGCACCAUCAAAAGUGUCCUGAUGCGAAGUCCUCCAUCUCUCAUUCAAGAAAUAAUCCUGAUCGACGACUUCAGUUCUGACCCUGAGGACUGCCAGCUGCUCUCGCAGAUCCCCAAAGUGCGCUGCCUGAGGAAUGGCAGAAGAGAGGGUUUGAUCCGGUCCCGUGUGCGAGGAGCCAACACGGCCUCUGCCUCCAUCCUGACCUUCUUGGACAGCCACUGUGAGGUCAACACUGACUGGCUGCAGCCAAUGAUCCAGAGAGUAAAGGAGGAUCACACACGAGUGGUCAGCCCCAUCAUUGAUGUCAUCAGCCUGGAUAACUUUGCCUACUUGGCAGCGUCGGCUGACCUGAGAGGAGGAUUUGACUGGAGUCUACAUUUUAAAUGGGAGCAGAUUCCUAUUGAGCAGAAGAUGGCACGAAGCGACCCUACCCAAUCCAUAAGGACUCCCGUCAUCGCUGGGGGGAUCUUCGUCAUGGACAAGAGUUGGUUCAACCACCUGGGCCAGUACGACACCCACAUGGACAUAUGGGGAGGGGAGAACUUUGAGCUCUCUUUCCGGGUGUGGAUGUGUGGAGGAAGUCUGGAGAUUCUCCCGUGCAGCCGCGUGGGACACGUGUUCAGGAAACGGCACCCGUACGACUUCCCCGAGGGCAACGCGCUCACCUACAUUAAGAACACCCGGCGGGCUGCCGAGGUGUGGAUGGAUGAGUAUAAACAGUACUACUACUCUGCACGGCCAUCAGCUCAGGGCAAGGCCUUUGGCAGCAUCGCAGACCGUCUGACACUUCGGCGGAAACUGAACUGCAAACCUUUCCGCUGGUACAUGGAAAAUGUCUAUCCUGAGCUGAGAGUCCCUGAGCAGGAGGCGGUGUCCAGCGUGCUGAGACAGGGCGGUUUGUGUCUGGAGACCCGUGGGACCGACGGCCUUGGCCUGGCGGAGUGCAGGGGCAUUGGAUCCAACCGGCCGCAGUCGCAGAAAUGGGAACUAAUAGAGCCACUGAUCCGGCAGCAGGACCUCUGCCUGGCCAUUUCCGCCUUCACUGCAGAGUCAAAGGUCAAGAUGGAGCCUUGCAGCGCAAAAGAACCCCGACAGAAGUGGAAGCCUAAAGGCACGGCUCUGCAGCACAUGGUCAGCGGACUCUGCCUGGACAGCCAGACCCCGCCCGGACCUCCGGUCAUCACACAGUGUCGCCCCCAGAUGGCCAGCCAGUCCUGGGAGCCCCAAAUCAUCACCUGA